GUGAUAAUUGGGGCUGCCUGUAUGAUGAAUAAGGCCUCUUCUUAAUGUCUCCAAAGAGUGCAUCAGUCAUGGAUCGAGCUCUGCUUCUGUUGCUUUUUUAUGGUCUCGCCAAAGCUGGAGGGCUCAAUAUGAGACCCAUCAUAGGCAUACUCGCACAGCAUUCGUACAAAGGGCCUACCCACAUUUCGGCGUCAUACGUCAAGUUCGUGGAGUCGGCUGGGGCGCGCGUGGUGCCAAUCUUUGUGGAUAAAGAGUACGACUACUACGAGCAGCUAUUCAACUCUACCAACGGAUUUCUAUUUCCGGGAGGCAGUGUGUCCGUUGAGCAAUCUGGCUACAGCAAGGCAGCCCGCAUCCUUCUCCGCUUGGCGAUCCAAGCCAACCACGCAGGCUCGCAUUAUCCCGUCUGGGGGACCUGUCUUGGGCUGGAGGAACUGAUGUACCUGCAAGCGAACCAGUCGAUCAUGAAACUCUGUAAAGGUCACGACAUUGCCACAACGCUGAACUUCACACAAGAUUUCCGGCACAGCGGUCUUUUCCAAGAGCUUCCUCGGGCUCUGGAGCGCGCGCUGACCAAGGAGAACAUCACGUACAACAUGCACCAGUGGUGCAUUACGCCGGAGAAUUUCACCAAGUAUGGAAUCGAUGACUUCUACGAUGUACUCUCCACAAGUCGAGAUGCCGACGGCUUGACCUUCAUCUCCACCGUGCAAGCAAAGCACUAUCCUAUCUACGCGACACAGUGGCACCCAGAGAAGGCAGCAUUCGAAUGGGUGGACAACGCUAAGCACCAACAUUUGCCGCACAGCGAGAACGCCGUGAAGGUCAUGCAGUACGUGGCUGACUACUUCGUGCACGAGGCACGGAAGAACAAUCAUGCCUUCGAGUCCAAAGAGGUGGAAGCCAAGACCCUCAUCUACAACUAUCCCGUCACUUACAUGGGAGAAAACUCGUCCAGUGUUCAGGAAUACAUAUUUCAUUGACGAUGUCUAAACUCAAAUAAAUAACUUUCAUCUUUGAAGAAUUCUA
Molecule: messenger RNA, 1029 nt
Organism: Ornithodoros turicata
Lineage: Eukaryota; Metazoa; Arthropoda; Arachnida; Ixodida; Argasidae
Product: gamma-glutamyl hydrolase-like
Exons: 9
Coding region: 45-983 (312 amino acids)
Biological process (GO): tetrahydrofolylpolyglutamate metabolic process
Cellular component (GO): vacuole
Molecular function (GO): gamma-glutamyl-peptidase activity
Source: RefSeq, a predicted model, not a curated record